GGACCUGAACUUCUCACCAUGUGGUUUGGAGAAUCUGAAGCUAAUGUGCGUGACGUAUUCGAUAAGGCUCGUGCUGCGGCACCUUGUGUUCUAUUCUUCGAUGAAUUGGAUUCGAUCGCAAAAGCUCGUGGAGGAACUGCGGGUGAUGCUGGUGGCGCGGCUGAUCGUGUAAUUAAUCAAAUCCUUACCGAAAUGGAUGGUAUGAACUCGAAAAAGAAUGUAUUCAUUAUCGGAGCCACCAACAGACCAGACAUCAUUGAUUCUGCUAUUCUUCGUCCAGGACGUCUUGAUCAGUUGAUUUACAUUCCACUUCCUGAUGAAGCAUCUCGGCUUCAGAUCUUCAAGGCUAAUCUUCGAAAGACUCCUGUAGCCAAGGAUGUGGACAUGACAUUCCUGUCGAAGAGCACUGUGGGAUUCUCUGGUGCUGAUCUUACGGAAAUCUGCCAAAGAGCGUGUAAACUUGCCAUCCGAGAGUCGAUUGAGAAGGAAAUCAAGAUUGAGAAAGAUAGGCAGGAACGACGUGCACGCGGAGAGGAGCUCAUGGAGGAUGAGGCUUAUGAUCCAGUGCCUGAAAUCACUCGUGCACAUUUCGAGGAGGCCAUGAAGUUUGCUCGAAGAUCCGUAUCUGAUAAUGACAUCAGAAAGUAUGAGAUGUUCGCGCAAACUCUGCAGCAACAGAGAGGAUUUGGGAACAACUUCAAAUUCCCAGGGGAGCAGCCCAAUCAGCCGUCGGGAGUUCCUGUCGGAGGAAACGAUGAUGACGAUCUUUACAGUUAA
Molecule: messenger RNA, 777 nt
Organism: Strongylus vulgaris
Lineage: Eukaryota; Metazoa; Nematoda; Chromadorea; Rhabditida; Strongylidae
Source: the annotation of a GenBank genome assembly